GGGGAGGAUCCUGAAGGAGAAUGGCCAGCUCUGGUCCUCAAGACACGGUGUGUGGCUCAGUGACAUUUAGGGAUGUGGCUGUCGACUUCUCUCAGGAGGAGUGGGCCUGCCUGGAUGCUACUCAGAGGGUCUUAUACAGGGACAUGAUGCUGGAGACCUACAGCAACCUCGUCACAGUGGUGGGAAGUUCCAUUUCCAAACCGGAUCUGAUCACCUUACUAGAGGAGGAGAGAGAGCCCUGGAUGGUUGUGAAGGAAGAAACAGACAGGCCCGGCCCAGUGGGAAGUUCCAUUUCCAAACCGGAUCUGAUCACCUUACUAGAGGAGGAGAGAGAGCCCUGGAUGGUUGUGAAGGAAGAAACAGACAGGCCCGGCCCAGAUUUGGAGUCAUGUUAUGAAGCUGAAAAUACAUCUCAAGAAAAUUGUAUUGAUAAUAGAAAUUUAUUCAAACAAAGCAUAAAACAAUUAAGCAACACUUUUGACCUCAAGGCAUCCAGUUUUAGUAAUGGCCCCAACUAUAGUACAUCCAAGGAAGUACCAAGUUAUCAAGGAGAUGUUUAUCAAAACAGUAGUAACAAGGAAAAACUACUUACUAACACCUUCCAGACUCUUGCUCACAAUAUAGAAAAACCAUAUGAAUGUAAAGAGUGUGGGAAAUACUUUAGUUGUAGUUCAAAUCUUAUUCAGCAUCAGAGUAUUCAUACUGGAGAGAAACCCUAUGAAUGUAAGGAAUGUGGGAAAGCCUUCAGACUUCCCCAACAUUUUGCAAGACAUCAGAAAUCUCACAGUGGUAAGAGACCUUUUGAAUGUGAUGAAUGUGGAAAGGGUUUUCAACUUCCUAGUGUGCUUAAGUACCAUAAAACCAUUCAUACAGGUAUAAAACCAUUUGUAUGUGAGGAAUGCGGGAAGUCCUUCAAGCGAUUCUCCCACCUUGUUGAACAUAGAACCAUUCAUGCUGAUGUGAAACCAUAUGAGUGUAAUGAGUGUGGGAAAGCCUUUAAUCGUCGCUCAAACCUUAUGCAACAUCAGAAAAUUCACUCUGGUGAGAGACCUUUUCAGUGCAAGGAAUGUGGGAAAGCCUUCACCAUUCUAGCACACCUCACUCGGCACCAGAACAUUCAUACGGGAGAGAAGUCAUUUGAAUGUAAGGAGUGUGGGAAGAUAUUCAGUUGUGGCUCAUUCCUUGUGCAGCAUCAGAGUAUUCAUACUGGGGAGAAACCCUUUGAGUGUAAUGUAUGUGGGAAGGCUUUUAGGCUUCAGGUAUACCUUUCUGAGCAUCAGAAAACUCACACUGAUGAGAAACCUUUCAAGUGCAUGCUCUGUGGGUCAGCCUUCAGACGUAAGUACCAACUUAAUGAACAUCAGAGAAUCCAUACUGAUGAGAAACCAUAUCAAUGCAAAGAAUGUGGCAAACUAUUUCGUCACCAUUCAAAUUUGAUUGACCAUCAGAGUAUUCACACUGGGAAGAAACCGUUUGAGUGUAAGGAAUGUGGGAAAGUCUUUAGACUUAAUAUUCAUCUCAUACGACAUCAGAGAUUGCAUAGUGGUGAUAGACCUUUUGAAUGUGAAGAAUGUGGAAGGGCUUUUCAUCUCCCCAGCCAGCUUAAUUACCAUAAAAUUGUUCAUACAAGUAUAAAACCCUUUGAAUGCAAGAUAUGUGGGAAGUCCUUCAAGCAUGUCUCCACCCUUGUUCAACAUAGGAUCAUCCAUGCUGAUGUGAAACCAUACGAAUGCAAUGAGUGCGGGAAAGCCUUUAAUCGUCGCUCAAACCUUAUGCAACAUCAGAAAAUUCACUCUGGUGAGAGACCCUUUCAGUGUAAGGAAUGUGGGAAAGCCUUCACUGUUCUGGCACUUCUCACUCGGCACCAGAACAUUCAUAGUGGAGAGAAAUCUUUUGAAUGUAAGGAAUGUGGGAAGAUAUUCAGUUGUGGCUCAUUCCUUGUGCAGCAUCAGAGUAUUCAUACUGGGGAGAAACCCUUUGAGUGUAAUGUAUGUGGGAAGGCUUUUAGGCUUCAGGUAUACCUUUCUGAGCAUCAGAAAACUCACACUGGUGAAAAACCUUUCAAGUGCAUGCUCUGUGGGUCAGCCUUCAGACGUAAGUACCAACUUAGUGAACAUCAGAGAAUUCAUACUGAUGAGAAACCCUAUCAGUGCAAGGAAUGUGGGAAAUAUUUUCGUCGACGUUCAAACUUUACUGAACAUCAGAGUAUUCACACUGGGAAGAAACCGUUUGAGUGUAAGGAGUGUGGGAAAGUCUUUAGACUUAAUAUUCAUCUCAUACGACAUCAGAGAUGUCAUAGUGGUGAGAGACCUUUUGAAUGUGAAGAAUGUGGAAGGACUUUUCAUCUUCCCAGCCAGCUUAAUUACCAUAAAAGCAUUCUUCAUACAGGUCAAAAAAUAUUUGAAUGUGAGGAAUGUGGGAAGUCCUUCAAGCGUGUCUCCAGCCUUGUUGAACACAGGAUUAUUCAUGCCGGUGUGAAACCAUAUGAGUGUAGUGAGUGUGGGAAAGCCUUUAGUCGUCGCUCAAACCUCAUGCAGCAUCAGAAAAUUCACUCUGGUGAGAGACCCUUUCAGUGUAAGGAAUGUGGAAAGGGCUUUACUCUUCUGGCACAGCUCACCCGGCACCAGAGCAUUCAUACUGGAGAGAAAUCAUUUGAAUGUGAGCAGUGUGGGUCAGCCUUCAGACUUAAGUCCCAACUCAGUCAACAUCAGAGAGUUCAUAGCGAUAUGAAACUCUUUCAGUGCAAGGAAUGUGGAAAGGACUUUAUUAAUAGUACAGGCCUUCGAAUUCACCAAAGAAUCCAUACUGGUGAGAAGCCCUUUCAAUGUAAGGAAUGUGGGGAAGCGUUUCAGUAUCAUUACCAAUUUCUCGGACACUUUAGAAUUCAUACUGGCAAGAAUCCUUAUGAAUGUACACAAUGUGGGAAGUGCUUUACUUGUGAUAGAGACCUUAAAUUACACCAAAGAAUUCAUUCUGUUGAGAAACUUUACCAGUGUUAAGAAUGUGGGAAGGCCUUUAGUGACGAUUUUAUCUAGCAAUAUAUCUGAGAAUUCACACUGGUGAGAAGCCCUAUGAAACUAAGAAAUGUGGGGAAAUGUUUAGAUUUAAUUUCAGCCUUCAUUGCACAUUGGGGAAGUGAUACUGGCAUGAACCACUAUCACUGUAAAGAAUGUGGAAAAACCUUGAAUUUUGAGUUCAGGCCUUCAACAUAAACGAAUCCAUGUUGGUUCGAAACCCUAUGAAUGGAAGUAAUGUGGAAACAUAGGAUUAGCCCAGCUGUCAAACCUCAUCAGAGAGUCCUUAUAGAUCUGAAACCCUGUGAAUGCAAAGAAUGUGGAAAAGCCUUAUUGUAAAUGAUAAGCCUACACAACAUCAGAAAAUCCAGAAUUGUCAGGAGUCCUGUGCUAGUACAGAAGGAAGACAUGCCUUUGUAUGGAAAUUUUACUGAAAAUCAGAGAACUCAUCUUGGCAAGACUGUGAUUGGAAAGAUUAUAGGAAGAAUUUUAUCCUGCCUAGGAUUUGGUAACAUGAGAAUAUUCAUAUAUUCUUGAUAAUGAGAAACCCUUUGAGAAAGAGAAUGUGGGAAGUCUGUUCAGAGAUAAUACUCUGUUGAGAAUGUCAAUGUUAGCCAUCAUGUUCUUGAUUUACUCUCCUCUCAUUCUGUAAACUAUUUUUAAAACACUAUUCACUCAGGAACUAGGUUUAUCAGGGGCACCUUCCUUGUUAACAUUAAUGUUCUAUGUAUGGCUCCCAUCAUACUAACAUAAAUAUACUGGAUAUUUACUUUCUUUUAAUAUAAUUUGUUAAUGACCAUCCCAGUACCAAAGUUAUGGGAACAUGAUUAUGAUAGGUGGUAAGCUUUUUCAAGAAUAUUUGGUUACUGCCUGUGUUCUGUAAAAUAGCUUUUACGUUUUUCUCCCUUGGCAUAACUGUAACUGAUAUAACAGGCUGUACUUUAGAUAGUUUACAAACCCCUCAUGCAUUCAUCUACUAGUAAAUUUUAAACAACUUCAUUCUGUAUACAUCUAAUAUCUAAUGCACAAAGAGGAAUAUGAAAGGAUGUAAAUUGCAAAUCCAUUAAAUAUUUGUGUGGAGAUGUUUAAAAAGCACAGCUGUUGAUAGAGUAAAUACUUUCUAAAGAGGUUGAACCCAUAAAAAAUUCAAAAGGUAAAGCCUAUAAUUUAUGCACUCCUUCCACACAUAAAGAUAAACUACAUUUCUGUCAGGGCAAGAAAGUCCAUGGGAUCAUCCAUCUCUAAAUUCUUACUUGGGCAUUUCAGGUUUCGGUAGAAUUUGAUUUCCUUGAUGGAUAAUCUCAUGGAAAAUUACCCAAGUCUAGUUAGGGAACCUGAGAUCAAUUGCCCCUGAUUCUGUUAGAGUCCAUGUGUGUAAGUCUUCCCCUCCAGCUAUUGCUUAUCUUGGUUACUGUUAAACUGUCUAGUUGGGCAUAAAUUCCCCCUGCAGCUGCAGAGCAAGAUAAGAGGAGGUGGGAUUUGCUCUAAAUACUUGUGGCUACAUGUAGGUUCCAAGUAUCUGGGUGUAGUACAAGCUUGUUACGAGCAUGUUUUCCCGCCCACCUGGUCCCAGAGCCAUGUCAGCCCCAAAUAACACACAGAGACAUUAUAUUAGAUAUAAAGCUGUUAGCCUGUUACUAGCAUUUCUUACUAGCUAGUUCUGUCUUAAAUAUUAACCCAUUUCUAUUAAUCUUAAGUAUUUUCACGUGGUCUUAUCUUACUGGAGAGAGGGUCUGGAGUUCUACCCUGUUGGUCCUACAUCUUGAAACCUCCCUACUUCCUUCUAGUACCUGGGUGUAGUACAAGGUGGCUGGAAUAAAGACUUUUAGUUGGAUAUUAA
Phodopus roborovskii (desert hamster) is the source of this 4854-nucleotide messenger RNA. RefSeq names its product zinc finger protein 60. NCBI's taxonomy places the organism in Eukaryota, Metazoa, Chordata, Mammalia, Rodentia, Cricetidae. The record is from RefSeq and is a predicted model, not a curated record. The coding region runs from base 21 to 2999 and encodes 992 amino acids. Gene Ontology annotation, molecular function: DNA-binding transcription repressor activity, RNA polymerase II-specific; RNA polymerase II cis-regulatory region sequence-specific DNA binding. Gene Ontology annotation, biological process: negative regulation of transcription by RNA polymerase II. The transcript is spliced from 5 exons.